GAUUGCUGUCCAUUGGUCUUGCUAAAACUCAAAAACGGCUCAACCUAUUGUGAUAAUUUUUUUUGUGUUUGAAUGGGUUUCUAGAUGGUUUAGGUUCACAUUUGAACCCGGAUCAAACUCUAGCAUUGCAAGAAUAUCUGGGAUCAAGUUCAUCUCUAGAUCUCAAGUCUCAACCAGGUCCUUCCCUUGUUGAGAAUAUUACGACUACUGAAAUGCAAUAUCACAAAAAUCAAGCUGCAGCUCAAGAUCUCGAGUGUCAACCAGGUCCAUCUUUUUGCAAUGUUCUUAAGAACAUUACAAAUUCUUAUACACAGCACCACAAAAUGAUUGUCUGUAAAGAAAUACAGAAACAAACUUUUAAAAAAACUGACAGAGAAAAUUAUUUAUACAACAAAUGUAGAAGACAAGUGAAAAAAAUUUGUCAACUAAAAAGAACAAUUCAGAAGAUGAGAAAAGGAGAUGCCCUCAACAUUUUAGAAAAAAAUAAGUCUGUAGCAAAACUAAUGCAGAGGCUGACGCCGUCUUUUGCGCUGAUGCUACAGGCUCAAUUGAAAAAUGAUAAAAAGAAAUUUAAAGGCAGAAGGUGGACAUUCGACGAAAAAGUAAUCGCAUUGUGGUUAUUUAAAAGGUCCCCAACGUGCUACCGAUUAUUAAGAAGGAUGUGGUGCCUUCCAUCACCUAGCACAUUAAAUAAUUUAUUGAGGUUAUUUCUAACCUUAUUAUUAUUAUUAUUAUUGAGGUCUAACCAGUGUUGAAACAGCUAGACUAGUUUACUUUAGCUAUUUCCAUAGCGUAAUGUCGUAUGGUAUUUUGCUGUGGGGACACGCAGCUGACACUGAAAUUAUAUUUGUUUUACAGAAGAUGGCUAUAAGAGCAAUUUAUAAUUUAAAGCCUAAAGAGUCGCUGCGACAAAUAUUUAAGAAAAUUAAUAUAUUAAUUUUGGCCUUUCAAUACAUUUAUGAAAAUGUAAUGUACGUACACAAAAAUAAAAGUAGUUUUACAAACAUAAGUGAUAUUCAUUCUGUAAAUACUAGGAACAGACACAAGCUAAUAGUACCAGUUACUCUACUCCACCGAGUCAGUAAUUCAUUCUUGGGGCGAGUUAUACGCUUUUACAAAAAAAUUCCAGAAAAUAUACAAAAUUUGACUUGCUCAAAGUUCAAAAACUUUAUUAAACUAAGUUUGUAUAAAAAGGGUUAUUAUAAAGUUAAGGAAUUUAUGGAUGAUAAUAACCCCUGGGAAUGAGGUGAUCGCUACCAAGCUAUUUCUAAUUUGUUGUGUUGUUAAUUGUGUAACAUACAUGAUUGUAAGCUAUUUAAAAAAAACCGCUGGGUUUCUUGCUGGUUCUUCCCAGGACAGAGGUUUUUUUUCGAACCAGUGGUAAUUAAACAAAAGAGUGAUUUUCAAUAAGUAUUAUAUAUAAUCUAUAUUGAAUAAACAAGUUUAUGUUUCUGUUUCAAAUUGUCGACAUUUUUAUAUUUAAAUUGAGUAUAUAUUAUUAUAGUUAUUUUCUAUGUGAAAAUUGCAAGAAGUUUGCAUAAUUUAAACAUUGUUUUGUAAACUGUAAUUCCAAUAUGCCAACUUAUUUGAAUUUAAAACAUUUUUGUAUAGUUUAGUUAUAUUUUUUUUCCGUAUCUUUUUUUAUGGAGAAAUUAAUUUGUAAACAUAAAUUAAGAUUUACUAUACUUGCAAUCCAAACUUAUUAGUUUGGAUUCGUGAUGUCCCAGGCACUACAGCGUCUAGAAUAGCUGUUGUAAAAUUAUUGACGCUGUAUAAAUCAUCUUUAGAUGUAAAGGCCAAUUUUUCUAUUAAAACAAAAUUCAAAUUGUCGACAUAUUUUAUAUUUUAUUUAAAUUGAUUACAUAUUAUUGUAGUUAUUUUCUGUGUGAAUAUUGUAAGAAUUUUGCAUAAUUUAAACAUGUUUCAUUAAAUAUUAAGUUACGCUACACCUGUAAUUCCAAUAUACUAACUUAAAUGAAUUUAAAACAAUUUAAUAGGCUAAUUAUAUUUGUUUUUUUUUUCUAUAUCUUUUGUUAUGAAUAAAUGAAUUUGUAAGCA
Molecule: messenger RNA, 2058 nt
Organism: Parnassius mnemosyne (clouded apollo)
Lineage: Eukaryota; Metazoa; Arthropoda; Insecta; Lepidoptera; Papilionidae
Source: the annotation of a GenBank genome assembly